Molecule: messenger RNA, 945 nt
Organism: Sorghum bicolor (sorghum)
Lineage: Eukaryota; Viridiplantae; Streptophyta; Magnoliopsida; Poales; Poaceae
Product: pollen-specific leucine-rich repeat extensin-like protein 1
Exons: 4
Coding region: 1-945 (314 amino acids)
Source: RefSeq, a predicted model, not a curated record
AUGACGGACGCGAUAGCUCCCAUAACGUGGCAGGGCAAGGCGACGACUGUUUCAACCACCCUGAGCACCGCGGCAGGGCAGGGUGGGACCCACCUGUCAUCCCCGAGCUCCGUCCGAAUCGGACGGGAGCAACAACCGCCGCCUCCGCUCAGGAUUCCGCGCCCCGCAAACAAGCCAAAGUUCACAGCGCCCUAUAAGAAGCGCCGCAACUCGCCCGCACGCACCCCUAGACGCCCCAGCCGCGAAACCCUAGCCCUAAGCGCCCUGAUCGCCAAGCUCGCGCCGCUGCCGUUGAAAUCCGCGCCGCCGCCGUCGAGCUUCUCUUUGCCGUCGACGUUUCACGAAAGUGAGGCCGUCAUCGUGUUCGCCUCGUCGUGCCGACCCCGCCGGUGCCCUUGGCUCGCCUCCCCGCACCCCGAACCGCCGCCGCGGCGAGCUCCGGGCGGCGCCAAUGGCGCCACCGCGGCCCGCCGGCCGCCCCUGCGCUCCGCACCGGUGCGCGGUCCACCGUGGACCGCGGCCCUGCGCCCCCGUGCGGCCGGUCCACUGGACCGGGUCCAGGAGGCCGCCACUGCCGCUCCGCAGGCGCGGUCCACCAUGGACCGCGGCCUCCCCCUGCCCCGCGCCCCGGUCUACAGCAUAGUGCUGUGGACCGGCCACUCACCGGCCGCCACGUGGCCAGCCAAGCUGAUGACUCGCCAUCUGACCUGCCGCAAGAGCGUUAUUCGUUUCCGCCCCGUUCAAGCCGUGGAGUUCUCGUUGACUGGUCGCGUGGAUAACAUCGUGUUCCAGCCUAACCAGCACCUUGAUGACGUGGAGAAUGAUGAAGACAAGCAAGAUCACUUUCUGGAAGGUUUGAAUGAUGGUCUGUCCUACAUGAUGUCGAAUGUCAAGUACGCCAGUUUCCAGGAGAUGGUGGACAGGGCAUUGGUGCUUGAGAGCUAG